This is a messenger RNA of Fimicolochytrium jonesii, 2045 nucleotides long. RefSeq lists its product as uncharacterized. The transcript has a single exon. The record is from RefSeq and is a predicted model, not a curated record. The coding region runs from base 252 to 1640 and encodes 462 amino acids. Lineage: Eukaryota; Fungi; Chytridiomycota; Chytridiomycetes; Spizellomycetales; Powellomycetaceae.
CUCGAUUUAUGUACGAAACUGACCUAUCUUCGUACUUUUUCGUCUCCCCAUUGUUAAACCUGUAACCUCGUCGUCGCAUCUGUCCAUGUUGUAUUCGCAAACGAUAUAUCUAUAUACUCAACCGUCCAACCUGUGACAAAACUCGACCACCAUGCACUGAUGUUGGAACUUGCAUCCAUGAACUUACUGAAAAUUGGUGCCGUGCCGUACAAAUACUCGUUGCCUCAAAAACCUCGGUGCGGAACCCAUUCAUGUCGAAUUCGAAAACGCACAGGUGGUCGAAAAAAUACCGCCAAGCGAUGGUGCGGGACGCCAACGCCAUGUGGGACGCAAAAGACGGCGAAGCCACAGGGACAGAAACCCUUGGAACUGAACAGGAGCCAGACUCCGCCGACCUGUUCGGGCCCCUGAAAUCAAGCGAGAGCGGUGGGAAGGGAGGCGGAAUUCUAGAUCUCGACGAUUUACCUCCCGCAGAGCCGUAUGAUUCCGCAACGACACCACCAGCAUCGGGCGGCACAGCUAGUUUGUUUCAGCCCGGUGCGGCGUCAAUGUCGAACAAAGACAGGACGGCCCGGAGGUCGUCGAUGAGCACGGGAACGUUUGGGGCUGGCCGCCACUUCAUCGCAUCCGAGCUCGACGCAGCGUUGGCUGAUAUGGAUGAGGCUGAAGGUGACGGCGGUGGGGCAGAUGCACAAGCACGUCGGAGCAGCAACGACAUGGAUUCGACAGCGACGCCUGGCACCAAUGUCUCGUCGACGGGAGUGUCGCGGCGACAUUCUCACGAGUCGCAAACGAGCUGUGAGGGGACCGCGUCGUUGAGCAGUAAUGAGAGCAAUGCGAGCAAUCUGCAUACCAGUUGGGCCACUCCGGGGCUAAAGCCGUCGUUGAAGGCGCGGAGAGGUACUAUGGCGAACGUGCCGGCGAUGGCGCACAAGGCGCCGUUUAUUGGCAAGCCCCCAUCGCUUGGUGAUGCUGGCAGCGGUCCGACAGCAGCUGGGCCGUGGGCGCUUCCAAAGGCGCCAUUCCCGAAUCCGGACGCAAGCACCACCAGAAACUCCGCGAAAGGGCCGUCUUCAUCGCCAAAGCCUUCGCGCAAAGUUCGUUUCUCCGAAAUCGUGACGACCAUCGCGGCAGAAACCGACCAAGAGAGUGGCGACAGCGACGAGAGCCGCGACUCCGGGUCCGCAGAUCCCAACCAACAAGCACAGUCCCGUUCAUUACUUCAGGCCAAACCGUCCAAUCCGUCCCUCGCCUCCUCAGCAGACACGUUGAACUCCACGGGGAAGCCGGCAGGCAAAAUGCGAGCGCCAAAGGGUGCGAAAGCGGCUGCAGCCAUCACAGCAGCCGCCGCACUGGCAGUUGUAGCAGAGCCCGUAGUAGGCGGGAAGGGGUUACUCAUCCGGCCUAGGAACUCAGAUCGAGACUCUGAUGUGGAAUCGUAUCAGUCGGAUGAGUCGGAUCGCGAGCAGGCUGUUAAGGGAAGACGAAAGUCGCAGGCGGUGCGGAGAUUGACGAAGGUGUUUCGGAAGGCCUUCCCUGUCCGUACGGGUGCCGUUGCUGCUGCCGGCGCGCCAACACCGACGCCGGUUGUACCUGGGGAAGAAAACAAGCUGAACGUUGCCGCCGUGCAUGCGACGUGAUAUCUGCUGCAGUCUUAACUACCAACGGGAGGGCGAUUCUGCCAAGUUGCAUUCACCGCCUUUUGUCUGCUCUGCCUCCAUGGCCGGCACCUGGAACGCCCCAUCUCAUCCGAAAUGGUGUAGAUCACCUUCCUUCUUUACUCCUUCAUCUGUGCACUUUAUCUUUCUUUGACUUCUUUUUGCUUGAUUGGGGAGUAGACCUCCCCAUCUUUGAUAAUAUGAUUUUUUUGGACCAUCAUGUCGGACUUCCAAGUGUUGUAACCGCCAAACGGGGCAAUGGCGGAGGCUGCGAUAUGGCGUCGAGAGAGGUACAUUGUGCAGCAAGACCUUACAGCGCUUGCCAAUGUGUUAAAAGGGAGCAAUAUUUGGGACGGAGGAAACAUGAAUAGAAGCAUUCAGAAGAGA